CCAUUGUUUCUGUGGUGUGGCGUCGUUUAGCAGCAUUUCCCGUCGACUUUGUCGACUUCUUUCUUUCAACUAAAUUUGUGCAAACAGUUCAUAUCGCUAUCAAAAGUUAUCCAUCACAAACAUCAAACGUACAUCCGCCAUGGAAGAACAAAACAAACCCGACACCACGAACGUUAAAGUCGAAUCCUCCACCAACGAUAAUGGCGGAGCAGUGAGUACCCCAGAGAAAUCAAACAACUUCGACAGGGACAGAAACACGGAAGGAACCGGCGAACGCUUCGGCAGAGGCGGCCGAUUCGGCGGCCGAGGCGGAGGCCGAGGCAACCAACGCGGAGACGGAAGAAAUUUCGAAAACAGACGCGGGGGCCGCGGCCCCAGAGACGGCGGCAGAGGCCCCAGACAGGACUUCCAUCAGGAGGGCCAAGAAGGCGGUGACGGCGACAGAGACAGGUCAGACAGGGGGCAGAACGACCGCGGGCAAGGCGAUAGGGGCCAGGGGGACCGCGGGCAAGACAAUAGGGGUCAGGGGGACAAUAGGGGCCGCUACGGCAUGCGCGGCCCUGAAGACUACUUCAAUGAUCGUGUGCAGCAGUUAUCUGGGCCUACGUUUGAUUUGCCGCCGGUGGAUAUGGCCGAGAAGAAAUUCAAUGGUAGGAAUCGGUUGUAUGUGGGGAAUAUCGGUACAGAAGUGUCUGAGGAUGAGCUGAAUGAGUUGUUCAAGAGCUUCGGGGAAACUUCCGAGAUUUUUGUCAACACACAGAAGAAUUUUGGUUUUAUUAAGCUGGAUUAUCAUUGUAAUGCUGAGAGGGCUAAGAGAGAGCUAGAUGGGACUGUGUUCAAGUCCCGUAAUCUGAAAAUCAGGUUUGCUCCUAAUUCUGGUAGUGUUAAAGUCAAGAAUCUUUCAUCUAUGGUGUCCAAUGAGUUAUUGCAUUAUGCUUUCUCUGUGUUUGGGGAAAUUGAAAGAGCAGUUGUUACAAUUGAUGAAAGAGGUAGGCCUACAGGAGAGGGUUUGGUUGACUUUGCAAGAAAAGGUGCUGCUUUGCAAGCUAUCAGAAGAUGCAGUGAAAGCUGCUUCUUCCUCACUGGAUCUCUCAGACCUUGCAUAGUUGAGGCAUACGACGUUGUGGAUGAUAAUGACGGGUAUCCAGAAAAAAAUGUCCCUAAAAAGAACAUGGAGUUCCACAAGGAGAGAGACCAAGGCCCAAGAUUUGCCAACCAUGGCACUUUUGAGCAUGAGUAUGGCAUGCGUUGGAAGCAACUCUUUGACUUGCACACUCAAAAAGAAGAGUCCCUGAAGAAAGAAUUGGAGCUGGAAAAAGAAAAACUAGAGGCUCAGAUGGAGUAUGCCAAGUAUGAACACGAAACUGAGCAGUUGAGAGAACAGCUGAGAGCCAGAGAAAUGGACAAAGACAGGCAAAAACGUGAACUGGAAAUGAAGCAAAGACUAGUGGAGGAAGAGAAAAUGCGCUCAGAAAAGCAAAUGAGAGAGAUGGAGAGCCGUUUGCUGCACCAGCAGGAAGAGCAAAGGCGUAGGCAGCAGGACAACAGCUUGUUCAUGCAAGCCCACAAUUUGGACUCUCUGUUGGAGCAGCAAGAGCAGGCUUUGCAGGCCUAUGAUCAGCCAACUGGGUACAGCCAUGGGGUUGUUGAAGACAGCCCCACUUUGGACCCAAAGUCUUUUAUGAGCAUGUAUGAGCAGGACAGUGGGAACAGAUUUGAGGGUAGGAGUAGCUCCUCCAGAGGGGGCUCUGAUAAUAGGGGGCACUGGGUGAGUGAGAAUCGCAGGGGAGGGGAGGAUUAUCCCACUAAGAGGCGCAGGUUUUGAGACAAGAAGGCAUUCCCCAACUUUGAUCUUUAACUUUGGUAACUAUUUCAUGAUUGUCAAAAGAUUCUGUUUGAUUGCUGGUUGAGUUUUCAUGUGUUUUUUAACUUGGUCUUGGUGGGGAGGGGAGGUAUCAAAAUUCAAUGAAAUUAAUUAAUCACUUGGUUGGUAAUCUUUUAUUCAAUACAAAAACAAUGACAAACAAUUAGUGGAAUGGAAACCCCACAAAAUUGCUGGCCAUGAAAAAAAUACCAACAAGGAAAUACUGCAAAAUUUGACUACACAG
Phaedon cochleariae (mustard beetle) is the source of this 2108-nucleotide messenger RNA. Lineage: Eukaryota; Metazoa; Arthropoda; Insecta; Coleoptera; Chrysomelidae. The record is from the annotation of a GenBank genome assembly.